GAAAGCAGUCCUAAGAAAAAAAAUUAAAAAUGGACGAUGAAAAAUUAAUUUGUUUAGUACAAAAAUAUAGGGAAAUUUAUGAUAUAACUGAUAGUGCUUAUCAUAACCAGCAACAAAAGGACAACAUAUGGGAGGAAAUCGCUGGAGAAAUAAACAGACCCGUUACCGAAUGCAAGAAAAGAUGGAGCACGUUAAGAGAUACCUAUCGAAAAUCUCUUAGGUCUCAGAGAACUAAAAGUGGUGAAGGAGCAAAAAAAAAAAAGAUUUGGCGAUAUGACAAACACAUGUCUUUUUUGCGAUGUUUUUUAGUAGACAGACAGCAAAUUAGUAAUGUUGAGCAGUGUGAUUCAUCAGAAGAUGAAACACAGGAGCGGGAAGAAGACAGUAAUGUCACAGAUGAUGUUAGCAGUCCCAGCAGUAUUCCAAAAGGUCCUUCUACAUCCAAACCUUGCAGUUCUGCCUCUAACACAUCUCAAACAUCAACUCAUAAAGGGUCAAAACAGGCAAAAAAAACACUUUCAUCAGCAGAAGUGCUUCAUGAUUAUUUAAAAGAAAAAAACAGUCAAAAAAAAACACCACUAGAAAGACAGAACGCUUCAGAUGCUAUAUCAAAAUUUUUUGAUUGUAUGGCAGAAACAGUUAAAACAUUGUCUCCUCAGUUACAAAUUGAAGUCAAAUCAAAAGUUUUUGCAAUAGUUAGUGAUGCAGAAAUAAAAAAUCUAAAUUUUAGCCCGAUAAGUCCAACCACCAGCCAAAAAGUUACUUUAAUUUCUAAUCAACCACCUCGAUCUACAAAUGUUCCUCAACAAAAUAGGGUCACAAUGCCACAACCACAUUUUCACCAGCAACAGCAGCAUCAGUUGCCAUAUCCGCAGCCUCAAACACAGCACUCACCAGCCAUAUCACCAAAGCCCUUUUCACAAUCACAAUCACUCUUAUCAUCAUAUUCUCAGCAACACAUACCAUUUGCUUCUGUUCUACAACCUACCACCAGUUUCACCGAACAUUUUGAUGACAAUAACGAUGAUAAUGAUCUUACACAGAUCUAGAAUGCUAUUUCGUAUUCUAUAGUCGGUGGUGUUAGUGACAUUAAACACCAAAAUAUUUCACUUCCGGAUACCAGCACCAAAUUUUGUUAAAAACAGUUUUUACACAUAUAAGAGAUUGAAAAAACUAUCCGAAGACUGGGGGUAAGUCUCCUGUAUUUUGGGUGGUUGUAAAUAUUUUUACACAAACGCCACGGACUAUUAUGCUUUAUAUUUAGAACAAUUAAUAUUAUUUGUUGGUAAUUAUCAAAGAAUGUUUUUUUAUUUCGUUUUUUUUAAGAAAAGAAUAUUACUUUUGUGCUUUGACAUUUAUAAUAAACAUUAAUAAGCUAAAAUACCGAUUUAUUACUUACCU
Molecule: messenger RNA, 1401 nt
Organism: Sitophilus oryzae (rice weevil)
Lineage: Eukaryota; Metazoa; Arthropoda; Insecta; Coleoptera; Curculionidae
Product: transcription factor Adf-1-like
Exons: 2
Coding region: 30-1049 (339 amino acids)
Biological process (GO): regulation of transcription by RNA polymerase II
Cellular component (GO): nucleus; transcription regulator complex
Molecular function (GO): DNA binding
Source: RefSeq, a predicted model, not a curated record